AUGACCACCGAGCCUCAGGACGCUAGCCGAGCACGAACCAGAGAGAUACUGGACCAGGUAGUCAAGGCGACAGAGACACAAUACAAGGAGAACCCGAGAAAGGAUGGCAUUCGGGCAACAGCUCAUAGAAUAUUGAAUUCCGCGUUGUCCUUUCAGGAUGUUAUUAACAACGCAGUGAAAUUCGAUCCAACCGGUUAUGCUUCGAGUGCUUGGGCCAUAGUGUCUCUCGGAUUGACGAUGGCCAAAAACCAUGCAGACCUCCGGGAUGCUCUCUUGGACUCCUCGGGGUACCUGGCGGAUCUGCUAAGCCGUUGCGCUUUCAUCGAGGAUCAGUUCUUUCGUGACUCGGGCCCAUUGAGGCAAAAUACCCAAAAGGAUCGAUCAAUCAUCCGGGCUUAUGUGGCAAUACUACAAUACUCCGCCAAAGUGCGCAGAGUUCAAGAGUCGGGCACGGGAGAAAAGAUCGUAGAGAGCAUUACAGACGGAGCAAGCACGCAACUUGCACAGCUGAAGCGCUCCAUCGAGGAAGAGGAAUCCCUUCUGCAUCGGUGGCUGCUCCUGGACGAACACCUUCACAGGAAAGCCGAGGCAGAGGAGAUUCUGUCUCAGAUCGACAAAUUGGCGGUGAACAUUCAAAAAAUGCACGAAGCAGUUGCGAUGUUGAACCUGCCUUUCGUUGAGGGUGCACUUUUCGACUCUUUUAUGGACCAAAAUGAGGACAAAUGCCUUCGUGGAACGCGAGAAGAACUACUCCAGCAGGUGCAGGACUGGGGAAGGUCGGGUGACAGAGGCAUAUUCUGGCUAAGCGGAAUGGCAGGAACUGGCAAGUCCACUAUUGCGAGGACGGUGGCUCAAGCAUUCAAGGAACAUGGCGUCCUAGGGGCGAGUUUUUUUUUCAAGAGAGGUAGAGGAGAUCGGAGCUCAGCUGCAAAACUUUUCCCCACAGUUGUAAAGCAACUAGCAAUUCACAUCCCUCAGAUGAUUUCUGGGGUUCAGAAAGCCAUUGAUGACGAUCCAACUAUUGGUGGAAAGUCGCUUGAAGAGCAGUUCAAACGGCUUAUCUUGCAGCCACUGCUUGCCGUGAAUCAGGGUCAAGCAGUGUCUUCUGCAGUGGUUGUCAUUGAUGCUCUCGACGAAUGCGAGCCGAAGGAAGACUUGAAGACUGUCCUUGCUCUCUUAGCCAAGGUCGUGACAGCAACAGGUACGGCAAUCCGAUUUUUUUUAACAAGCCGGCCAGAGCAGCGUAUCCGCUUCAGCUUUGAACAAAUCGGCCAGACGCUCUAUCAGAGCAUCCCCCUGCAUACAGUCGAUGAUAACGUGAUUAAACACGACAUUACUCUGUAUCUCACGAACAAAAUCUCUGAGAUACAACAGAAUCCCGAGUAUAAUCUUCCUCCUGGCUGGCCCGGAGAAGCACAAAUUGAAAUUUAG
Penicillium brasilianum is the source of this 1431-nucleotide messenger RNA. NCBI's taxonomy places the organism in Eukaryota, Fungi, Ascomycota, Eurotiomycetes, Eurotiales, Aspergillaceae. The record is from the annotation of a GenBank genome assembly.